AUGAAUAAAUCAGUAGAGAUGGCAUGUGUUCUUAUCAAUCUUGCCAUAAUUUUACUUGCAGUAAAUAGAUCAGAGGGGGUUCCUAGAAACCAGAUCAUCUAUUCUUUAUGUAAUAAUCAGUCAGAGAUCAAUCAAACAGAGUUCAGCUUGAACUUUAUCCAAACAACCGAAAAGAUUGGCACACAAAUACAAAAUUCGCGUUUUGGAACAGCAAAUUCAGGCACAGGGCCUGAUAGUAAUUAUGGACUUGUUCAAUGCUAUGGUGAUCUUUCUACAAACGACUGCAUCUUAUGUUAUGACUCGGCACAUUAUUUUCUUCCCAGGUGCUUUCCUAAUAAUGGUGCUAGAGCUUAUCUCGAUGGUUGCUUUAUGCGAUUCCAGAACUAUAGCUUCUUUGAGGAGUAUGCUGGACCUAAUGACAUUGCUAUUUGUGGAAAUACCACAAGGAAGAGUAGCGUGUUUCAGACUUCAGCAAGGCAAGCUGUGCAAAACGCUGUGAGGGAUGCAUCAACAAAUGGUGAAUACUUUGCAAGGGAAGAAGUAAAACCCACUGGGACCGUAAAUGAGUCAGCCUAUGUGUUGGCGGAAUGCUGGAGGACAUUGAAUGCAAGUUCUUGUAGGACUUGUUUAGAGAGUGCAUCUGUAUCAAUAUUGGAUUGCUUGCCUUGGUCUGAGGGGCGUGCAUUGAACACGGGAUGUUUCAUGAGGUAUUCUGAUAUCAAUUUUCUCAAUCCUGAGCCAACCAGAAGCAGAAAUAGAGGGAGGAUGAUAGCUAUUAUUGCAGCUGUUGGUAGUUCUAUGUUGAUUCUUGUGGUUGUGUUGUUGAUUGCUUUAUAUAUCUGGAGACAGAGACGUAUACAGAAGAAGAGAACAGGUUCUUAUGAUGCCAAGAAACUGGCGAAGAUUCUUACAGACAGUAGCUUGAACUUCAAAUACUCCACUAUUGAGAAAGCCACAGGCUGUUGGGAUGAUGCCAAUAAGCUUGGGCAAGGAGGGUUCGGGACCGUCUACAAGGGAACUCUUCCAGAUGGAAGAGAGAUUGCUGUCAAGAGGCUUUUCUUGAACAACAAAUUCAGAGCAGCAGAUUUCUAUAAUGAAGUUAACAUGAUCAGCAGUGUUGAACACAAAAACCUAGUCAGGCUGUUAGGAUGCAGCUGUUCAGGGCCUGAAAGUUUUCUUGUAUAUGAGUUUAUGCCCAACAUGAGCCUCGAUCACUUCAUCUUUGAUGCAAUAAAAGGUAAGGAACUAAACUGGGAAAAGAGAUUUGAGAUCAUCAUUGGCACAACCGAAGGUCUGGUCUACCUUCAUGAAAAUACCAAGAUUCGGAUCAUUCACAGGGAUAUUAAAGCUGCCAAUAUCCUGUUGGACUCAAGGCUUCGCGCUAAGAUAGCUGAUUUUGGUUUGGCCAGAUCUUUUCAAGGAGAUAUGAGUCAUAUCAGCACUGUCGUUGCAGGAACUCUUGGAUAUAUGGCUCCAGAGUACUUGGCACUUGGUCAGUUAACAGAAAAGGCAGAUGUGUACAGCUAUGGUGUUCUGUUGCUGGAGGUAGUUACUGGAAUUCAAAACAACAGAAGCAAAAAUUCAGAAUACUCGGAGAGCUUAGCAUCGAUUGCAUGGAAGCAUUUCCAGGAAGGUACAGUGGAGGAAAUCCUGGAUCCAAACUUAAUGUUUCACACUUAUCCGAACCGCAAUUUCAAAAAAGAUGCCAUAAAAGUGGUACAUAUAGGACUCCUUUGCACCCAAGAAGCUCCAUCUUUACGACCAUCCAUAUCCAUGGCACUAAAAAUGCUAGUAAAAGAUGAUGAACCCUUACCACCACCCUCUAAUCCCCCAUUUAUCAAUGAUUACAAAAUCAAUGAGUUGGAUGAGAAGCUACCGCUUUACCAUGAUGACGAUGAUUUAGGCUCGGUUGCAACUGUUUCCCACAGUCAUUUCUACCCGAGGUAACACACUAAUGCUUCCUAGUUUCCAACCAUCAUAUAGCGUUAUCUCAUCCUCCAUUGUUCAAGAUUUAGGAAAACGGAACCAACCAUCAUAUAGCGUUAUCUCAUCCUGCCUAAGAUCUAGGAAAACUGAACCAACCAUCGUAUAGCAUUAUCUCAUCCUGCCGUUUGUUUAAGAUUUAGUAAAACCGAAGAGUAUCACAGUAGCGAGUUCAGGGUAAGUUUCGUAUCUAUCUGAAGAAGUGUGUGUAGAAAGAAGUUAUGAAAAUGGAUUUUUAGGUUCCUUGGGGCACAAGAAAUGGGAUGAAUUUGGAAUGAUUACAGGUGAAAAGGAGGUCCAGGAACUAGAAGAAGGUAGUUACUAAUUUGUAAGUUGUAAGUUGUAAGUUUGUAUAUCAAGCAAAUUUUGAUCCUUGUAAAUUUAUUGAUUGUCCUGUAAUUAUAUACUCCAUCCGCCCCCACAAGUUUACUAAAUGAGCAUGGCAAG
Cynara cardunculus var. scolymus (artichoke) is the source of this 2430-nucleotide messenger RNA. RefSeq names its product cysteine-rich receptor-like protein kinase 2. Gene Ontology annotation, molecular function: protein kinase activity; ATP binding. The transcript has 7 exons. The coding region runs from base 1 to 1947 and encodes 648 amino acids. Lineage: Eukaryota; Viridiplantae; Streptophyta; Magnoliopsida; Asterales; Asteraceae. Gene Ontology annotation, biological process: protein phosphorylation. The record is from RefSeq and is a predicted model, not a curated record.